UUAUGGGAUAUCACGUGCGCGCCAUGAAUUUCUGCGCUAUCGCGUGGGGGAAAGUCGCCCGGUGGAUUAUUUAACGUUGUUUUUGGACGUGGAAUUUUACCCGAAAUGAAGGAAAUAUCUUCUCAUUAGGAACUUGGAAUUACUCUUUCAUAAUCAUGGAUGCCGUGCGGGUAUUCAACAAUGAGCUGUCGAGCUUGUACGAGAGCAAACCGCCCAUCUCUCGGGCCAAGAUGACCCAGGUCACCAAGCUGGCCAUCAAAGCCAUCAAGUUCUACAAGCAUGUGGUGCAGAGUGUGGAGAAAUUCAUACAAAAGUGUCGGCCAGAGUACAAGGUGCCAGGCCUUUAUGUCAUUGAUUCUAUCGUCAGGCAGUCACGCCAUCAGUUUGGACCUGAGAAGGAUGUCUUCGCGCCUCGCUUUGCCAAGAACAUCGUCAACACCUUCCAGUUCCUCUUCAAGUGUCCCCCAGAGGGGCGGGCCAAGAUCGUCCGGGUCCUGAACCUCUGGCAGAAGAACUCCGUCUUCACUGCGGAUCUCAUUCAGCCUCUGCUGGACAUGGCGAAUCCGGAGAAAGCUGCAGCUGCAGAGGCCGCAGUGACAGCCCCGCCCGUCCCCAAAUCAGACAAGCCAGAUGUCAAGGCGUGGCUGUCCCAAACCACCGAGCCCAAGGCGGGAAAGAACGACGCCCCUGCUAAAGAUGAUGCCCUGAGCACGGUCCAGCAGAUCCUGCAACAAACCCAGCAACAGCAGAUUCAGCAGCAGCAACUGCAGCAGUUGCAGCAGCUACAGCAGCAGCUGGAGCGGCAGAAGCAAGUGACAGACAUGACAGCGAGCAGCGGCAACACCGGCCUCGUCCUGGACAGCAGCCUCGUGGACCAGAUCCAAACGCUGACAGCCUACCUGUCAACCCUGACUGGGAAGGUGAACGCCACCGGCAGCAGCAGCACCAACAACGCAGGCAGCAGCAGCAGCAACAGCAAGUCGAUGGAGAGCAGCAAGCCAGCGGUGCCAACGCCGGUCCCUGCGCCUGGGGCUGAAGCCAAGGCGCUUGGCUUCAAUAAAGCAUUGCUAGACUUUGACUACGGAGACGAGGAGGAAGAAGACACCAAGGAGCCCCACCCAACGUCCAUCCCCCAGCCCAAGGCCUCAGGCCUGGAGUCCAACGUACAGGCCGUCCAGAGAUUGACGGAGGAGCUCAAGAACGCCCAGAGCCAGCAGGAGUUCUUACGUCUGCAGCUGAGACAUCAACAACCGGCGAUGCCGCCUAUGCCUCCGGGCUAUGCCAAGAUGAUGCAGCCCCCGGAGCCCGAGGCUCCGCCAGAGCCAGCGACCGAGGCGCCCACCAUCAAUCUGGACCAGGACCCAGACGAGGAGAUGCUGCAGAUGCAGAAGCUGCAGCAGGAAGCGGCAGCCAUGGAGGAGGAGGAGCAGCAGCAGCAGCGGCGGUCAGGGCGGCGGCACCACGACGAGGAUCAGGAGGAAGGGGAGAUUGUGUCGUCGCACAAGCGGUCUCGACACCGCGACAGAAGCAGAUCCCGAUCUCGGUCCCCAAAGAGAAGGCGAUCGCGGUCCCACUCCCGGUCCCGCUCAGGCUCCCGCUCCCGGUCCCGUUCCAAGCGGAAGAAGAGGUCACGUUCUCGCAGCCGCACCCGUCGCUCCAAGCGGUCGAGGUCCCGGGACAAGCACGAGAGGCGAAGGGAUCGGGACGAGGAGGAACGCCGGAAGGACAAAGAGAAGCGAGAGAAGGAGAGGGAGAGGGAGAAGAAGGGUCUUCCACCUCUCAAGGAGAAGCAUCUCAGUGUCUGUACCAAGACACUCUGGGUUGGCCGAUUGCCCAAGCUUGGAGCUGAGAGUGAACUGAAAAAUUAUCUCGAGGAUUUUGGACCCAUUGCAAAAGUUGACUUGGUACCCCCGAGAGGAUGUGCUUACGUCUGCAUGGAGAACAGACUGGAUGCUUACAAGGCACUGGAGAGGUUGCGGAGAGGCAAGAUGUUUGGAAACUCGGCCAAGAUUGCCUGGGCCCCUGGCAGGGGUGUGAAGGAGUACAAGCAGUACAAUGACUUUUGGGAGGUAGAGAAGGGGGUGACCUACAUUCCCUGGGACCACCUGCCCUCGGAGGUGGACCUCAACGAGCUGGCAGAGGGAGCAGCCAUUGACGAGGCCACACUUCCUCCUGGCAUGAAGCUAGAGUUGCCAGUUGAAGAAAUUGAAGAGGAAACCCCAGCUCCUGGGAUAACUCAUCCCACUCAGAUGAUUGCGACUGCCAUGGGAGGCCAACCUGUGGCCCCUGGGAUCAUGAUGCAAGGCCUGGGUCUAGUCAGGCCCAACAUGGCCCAGGCCAUACCCACAGUCGACCUCACAGUGCCAAGCACCCUUCAGCCCAUGUCAAUCAGACCCAGAAUACCUGGCCCUGUUCCACCCACCACUAGCCAACCUCAGGCCACAGUGCCAAGCGCCACUCCCGAGAUGGUCCGCAUGCCUGUGUUCCAAUCCGGCGUGUUCCCUCCCUUUGUUGGAUACACUCCACAGAUGCCACCGCCAGGGUUCCGCUUCGCUCCAGGUUUCCAAGCUCCACCCACAACAGCUAGCAUUCCAGUUAGUACGGUUCCAUCAGGCGUACCUCCGCCUUCACUCUUCCCAAGGGGAGUGCCCCCUCCUACCAGCCAGCCAGGCCUGCCAGCAACCACUGCUAUGAAAAUAGCUACCACCGUGGAAUCAAGUAAGCCAAACACAAGUGAUGACAAGCCGGACUUCAGAAUCCCAGGACUUGGUGGAGAUCCAGUGUCUGGUAGAACACAGGAGAGCCAUUUGCAGCUGCAAGGAGUGCCAGUGAUGGGGGUACCACGUCCAGGCUUCCCCUUCUCUAUGGCUUCCCUACAGCGCAGCAUACAGCAACAAGGAGGCACUCCAACCAGCCUGAUGGGAGUUCAUCCAGGCCAGCCGGGAACCCUGCCACCAGUAUUCACCCAAGACCUCAGGUUAGGAUUGCGGCCGCCCAUGAUGAGACCACCUGGGCCUGUCACCAUCUCACAACUGGAAGGAAGUAACUCGGAUGUAACAAAACAGGCUAAGAAUGAUGAGGGCCGACCACCGACCUCUGGAGCAAAUGAAAAAGGGGAUGUGGGUCCCCCUCAGGGUGUCUUUGCAGUGCCAAAGCCACCAGCCUCAAUUCUUGGUAAAUUCAAGGAUCACAUGGCACAAAGGGUCCCCUCUCCUGGCAUGCCCGGAAGGAAGGAUAUUGAUAUGAGGGAAGAGAAGGUCCCCCUGACUGGCACCAAUCACUUGGAAGGUGGCCCAGCCACUGGCAACACUGACCAAGACAAGAUGGGUCUACGUCCUCCGAUGUCUCAGGAGCAUAUUCUCACGGAUGCUAAUCGAUUUCCUCCUGGUGUUCGUCUGAUGAGACCGCUCAUUGGCAUCCAAGGGCAGCCGUUGAUUCAAAGAGCCGUUGCACCAGGAUUUAGGAUGAGACUUCCUGGACCUGGACAGCAGUUUGCAAUGCAGGGACAGAUGAUCCACAUCCCAAAUCAAGGGAUGCAGCCCGGGGGACCCCAACUCCAGAUGAUGGGCAUGAGACAGCUUCAUCCAGGGAUGAUGGGUGGAUCUGUUAGAGGAAUGAUCCCUCCUCAGGGGAUAGCAAGCUCUGGAGGAAUGCACAGGCCAGGAGGUAUGGCACCCCCAGGUGGAAUGCCUCAACCAGGUGGGAUGCCGCCACCUGGAGGAAUGCUCCCACAAGGCAGUAUGCAACCUCCUCAAGGAGGAAUACCUCCUCGUGGAGCUAUGCCACCGCCCUCUGGAGUACCUCCAAACAGCAGACCACAAGCAAGAGGUAAUCAGGCAGGACAACAGGAGGCAGAAACCCGUGAGCCAUUCCAGCCAGGCAUGAGAGGCGGACCACCUCAGAUUGAAGGAGGGAGGGUUGACAGCGAGCGCAACCAGGAUGGAGCACCAGAACGAAGUGGAGCUGGACGUAGCCGAUGGGGACCUCCUGUGCCUCCUGCUGGGGAGAGAGAACGUAUGCUACCUGACCGUGGUAGACCUGCCCCGGAACCCUUGAUGGGUAAAGGAGACAAGGAUUUCAGUGAGAGGGACAUUGACAUGCGAGAGAGGAAGUGGCUUGAAAGGGGCUGGCAUGACCGGGAUGAUCGGGAGAGAGUUGGGAUUGGGAUGCGUGACCAGGAUUGGCGAUUACCACCUGGAGGCCCAAGAGGACCUGAUUGGAACCGAGACCGAGAUGACCGUGGCUUUGUGAGACCAGAUGAUAGAGACAUACGUCGGCCAGAUUUUGGCCGCGAGUGGAAACGACCAGGAGAUAGAGACAUGGAGAGGGAACCAUUCCGACCUGAUGUGGACCGUGGUCGGGAGCCAGAAAGGAACCGGGAACAGGACAGGGGUGGCUUCCGGGACCGCGACCGGGACUUUAUGCGAGGACGGGACAGAGAUCGAGACAGAGAUCGUGACAGAGAGGUCAUGCGGAGCCGUGACAGAGACCGCGAUCGUGAUAGGAGAGAUCGCGACCGGGACCGAGAUCGCAGGGAACGCUAUGACGAUAAACCACGUGAAGGCACCAGAGAUGAGCCCGUUGAUGACCAAAAAGUACCCCCUGAGCCCAGUCCUCAACAAUCCCCGAAGCCAUUGUUGAGUCCUGCACCUGUUGGCCAGCCUCCAAGUGGAAUUCUUAAACAACCCUCUGAAGCGGCUAAGCCAGAAGCAGUUGCUAAGGAUCAAACUCCUGAAGCCAGCAGCUCUUCACUCCCGAAUCCUUCACAGGCUGUACCUCCCAAGUCCCCUCUAUUCCAAGGUCUACCACCAGCUGCUGAUAAAGAGCCUGUGAUUGCUGCUGCUGCACCUGAGCCGCACAAGCUCAAUCCCCUUGCGGAAGCUUUUGUGCCCAGUGGAGCUGAAGAACCUCCAAGGGCAAAAACCCCUCAGGGACUCUAUGCAGAUGUCCCGGACCCAGUGCAACCUCAAACUCAGCCACCUCAACAGGCUCUUGAAUCAGGGCCAGAGAACAAUGGCCCUUUACCCAACAUCCCUCCAAUUGAAAAUGAGAGAAGGAACUCUGAUAAUGACCAGGUGAAUUCAGCCCCACCUUUGGGCAAUUCGUUGAGCGACAGCAAAGCCAAAGAAAAUCCCCCCACAGAGAGUGCGAGUGAAGUCGCAGUGGGAGGGGAAGGGAAUGCAGUCAGUGCCGAGGAGACUGAAAAUACGUGAAGCUCUGAUGCUGAAGGAGAUGGCUGAACAAAACUUUGGGAUUUUUGGUCUGGAAUCCGUUCUAAAGAAACCCGGACUCGUGCUCUGCAAGAAAUGGGUCUCCUUCUACUUAAUCUUAUUCAAAUUGGCCAAUAAGUUGUCACAUGGACUUGCAAUUGUUCAUUGAUUUCCUUUCACUCAAGCCAUACUUCAAGACCUGCGAAUGCUAACUGCUAGUUCACAGAUGUUAAGCUGCUCUCUUCGAGACUUAACUUUGGUACCUUCAAUUCUGAAUUAGUAGCUUAGUAGCAGAGAGUGUUUGCUUGAAGUAUGUCUCGACACGUCUUUGUGUUUCUUUAUGAUGAACUUAACAGCUGAGUUGAUGAAAUAUUAUUUUCACAAUUUGUGUGUCGCGAACGUGUCUGCCUUUACUGAAGUGGGCAAAAAGAAUUCCAACUUGUUAAUUUAACUGGUAGCAGCUUCUGGAAAGUUUUCAUACAAAAUCAACUUCAGAAUGUGCCUGAAUCACUCCUGUUCUUCCUCAAAAAAGAAAAGUUAUGCAAAUAUGAAAGAUUUUUUCUUUGUUUUGGUAGGGGUGAUGUCUCUUUUGCUAGAGACAAAACAUUUUUCGUUGGAGUUCUUGAUGUCGCUUCAGCUUUUGUAAAUGUGCAAUGUUGUGUUGCAAUGGCGAAGAUAAUAACCAUACACCAUGCACAAGGUGACACCUACAAUCCCGGCCAAAAUGGUUGGGACACUUCCUGAGCCUGCCACGGUCACCCACUCCCCCGCUUCCCCAGUCAAUGUUGUUCUCUCCAGCUGAUGGAGCACACACCGUGCAACAUAGAACGGGGGCCGGGGGGUUGGGGCCCAGCCAGAUUUGGCCAGGAUUGUAGAUUGAUUGAUCUGUUAGGUGAAGGCUUUCAAAAUUUCAGGGUCUGGGACCUAGACUCUCUUUGAAUCUUUAAAACUCCUUUGUUGCAUGCCUUUUCUAAAACAUUGGCUUGCAUAACGGAAAUAAUGAAUUCACUGCCAUUAUUCUUGGGGUGGGGGGGGGGGGGAGUUAACCCAACAGGGUGAGUCUUGGAAGAUGAUUCGUGUCCCCGAGAAGUGCCAGACGAUGACAAUAAUAUGAUUCUUUUUUCUUGCGCGUGGUGUAUGUUUCUUAUCCAAUUCCUGUUUAAUAUACAAGGCUUUAAAGUGAAGGUUUUGUCACUUGAUGCAAAAUUGAAUUACCAAAAUUUCCCUCUGUUUUAAAGGUGUACAAAUUGUUUUGCUGAUUUUUUUUAAAUAAUAUUUUAUUUUAAAUCGCUCUACGAGAAUGUUGUUCUUAAAUUUUUGUGAUACUUUAUGUUCUGGUCUACCAAGCUAUCACAGUACUAAGACUUGAAAAGUGGGCUUUUAUUUGUUAUUUUUGUAUUUUUGUAUUUUUUUUCAGGGGGGGGGGGGGAUUUCUCAGAAACAAAUGCCUACCAGUAAUGUGUCUAAUUUCAAAUCGGCUCAAAUAGUUUUCGGAAUUAAAAACGCACAUAGUCCAAGAUUUUGCCUCAUCGCUCGGCCAGUUCACGGCCAUAAUCUGCUCAAAGCUUCUUUUUUGGGGGGGACUACCUAUAUCAUUUUUCGCAUGCCCUGUUGCAGCAGCAGCGUUUACUUCAGGUUUAAUGGUGUUCUCUUCAGAACUGUAUUAACGUCCAGAAAUCUCAUGUUGUGGUGUCUUUGGAAGGCAUUAAAAUAUUCAGAGGUAAUUUUUUUAUAUCGUAAAAAUGAGAACUUGUGUCUUGGCUUUGGGUGUACAUGUACUUGGAUUGUUGCGUAAAAUUAUCACUGCACAAAUCAGCAUAUAAAUGCUAUGUUCUAUUAUUUUUGUGUUUUUACAAAAUUCUGCGAAUGCCUAUCCAGUGUUUCCCUGUCCAUACCACCAAAAAAAAAAAAAAAACCACCAAAAAACAAAAAAAAAAAAAAAAAAAAUUAACAAAAUGUUGUUAACUCAUAUAUUCGUGAUUUCCUAGCAGUUUGAACAUUUUUUUUUAAAGUCCUGUUGAUAAAGGCAAGCAGAUUGUUUUAGAACGUCGGUGACUUGAUUAUUCAAAUUGAGAUGCAGAGUUAAUCAACCAGUCAAGCUCCAAGAUCAACUGCAGGAAAGUUAACGGAGCUGCAAAGAUGAAAAUUUUGGUAAUCGUGGUUUCUGACUUUGAUUUCUGAUUAUUUUAAUCCCUUUUUCUGUUUAAUUGGUGGACAAAUGAGUUCAAACAACUUGAUUCUUUGUCUACGUUGUAUAUUUCAUGAUUGAAACAGGUGUUCUGUGAAUUGUUUUGUUUUAUUAGCUAGUUGUUUUCAAAGGAGUUGAUGAAAAGUAUGUGCUGUAACAAAUUGCGCUUGUAUCAAGUUCAACAGAAAUGCUAAAAACCUGUAAAUACUAAAGCUGAACAAUUGUAGUUUAGUGAAUUGGAAUCAGUUUGUUGAGCUCAUUUGAAGCCGAUUGUAAUAUUUGCAUAUCUAAUUGUUGUGGUUAAUCACUGUAGUUUAAAAAGGUAAGGUUUGUAAAUAUUAACUAUAGUCUCAAAUAGAGACUCGACGAUGGACAAGUCGACCGUCUCGACGAUGGACAAGUCGACCGUCGAGCCUCGCCGAACGUCAGUCAAGUUUGCAUCGGAAAACGGAAGGACAAUUUGUGGAGAACACUUCAAAUGAAAGACCGAGACUUCAGAACAUUGGAACUUUCUGCCAGCUUCGCACUAGCCUCAAAUCGAGCGCCAGUGUAAUUACAGGAAGUAUGUUUGGUUGUGACUUGUUGAAAGUGGAUGGGAAUAUAUGCAUGCUGUGUUAUUGAACUGUAAAUACAUGUAAUUAUGAAGACCUGGUGUGGGAAGGGUAGCUAUCCAUGCGGACGCCACCAGUAGAAUGACACUGGCAGGCAAAAAUGAAGCUGGCAAGCAAAUCUAGAAAUACACCAUACUUCGUGGGAAACAAAAUGCCAGGUACAGUUAUCUAUGCGAACUUGUAAAUAACGUGUUGCAUGGUCUUAUGUGCACUUGUGUAAAAACAAAAUUGUUACGGCGAAUUUCGUCCUUGCAGCAUAAAAAAAAAAUGGUGUUUGCUUUUACUGUUAAAUAUUUCAGAUAUAAGAUAUGCGUCUUUAAUAAAUGUAUAUUACGCAAUUGAGGCACUGGAACCAGUUGCCAUCCUGCACCAGUCUUGAAGAAAAAAAAUUAACAAUUUCAGAAAUGCUAACAAUUUGUGUUAAUUUUGGUCGCAACAGUAGUCUCGAUUAGCCUACAGACACUUUAACGGAUUUGCCUCGUUCAUUAUAAUUUGUAAGCUGACUCGUUUGAACCAGAAAUUCCGGAAAUUCUUUGGGUUUUUAUUUUUUAGAGAUGAAAGCUACAGUGGCGUAAAUAGGUCCAAUUUCAAACGAAGUUUUUGGGGAAUCAUUUUCUGGAUUGUUUCAAACAAUAUAAAGGCUCCUUUCCUGUUGAAAUUUUGAGCCCAACUAUUGAGGAGGCACAUUUUGUAAGGGGGUGACAGGGCCUCGACGGAAGGGGAUGGAUUCCGUUCCCCGUGCCCUGCCCCACCCUUCCCUGAAUUGCGCCUCUGGAAAGCCAAGCGACCCAGAAAGGUUUGCUCUGAAUAUUUGUAAUCCUCCCAUCGACAUGAAUAUUCACAAUCAUUUUCGGACAAUAUGAAUAUUCAUCAUUGAAUUUCAAAUGACGGUUUUAUCUCUUGCAUUUGUAGAAGGGAAAAUGUCAUGGGCCUUGUAGCCUAUAUAAUGAGAAACUAAAAUCAUAAGGGGGGACAAUAACAUUGCUAAAAAUGGAACAAACUUAAAUCGGGGGCAAAAGUAGAAGGGUGCAAAAUGGCUUGUCUUUUAAUUAUGCAAUCUAGGUGAAAGGCCAAGUAUUUACUUUUUCUCUUUACUGUUUUCUGACUUUUGAUUGUAUGUUGUAGCUAAAUGUAAGUUUAAAUAUUGGCACACACAAAAAAAACACCAACAAAUUUAAAUUCUUGGCGGUGAGAUUA
This is a messenger RNA of Patiria miniata (bat star), 9206 nucleotides long. RefSeq names its product SR-related and CTD-associated factor 4-like. NCBI's taxonomy places the organism in Eukaryota, Metazoa, Echinodermata, Asteroidea, Valvatida, Asterinidae. Bases 156 to 5213 code for a protein of 1685 amino acids. The transcript has 13 exons. Gene Ontology annotation, cellular component: nucleus. The record is from RefSeq and is a predicted model, not a curated record. Gene Ontology annotation, molecular function: RNA binding.